Molecule: messenger RNA, 582 nt
Organism: Tetrahymena thermophila SB210
Lineage: Eukaryota; Ciliophora; Oligohymenophorea; Hymenostomatida; Tetrahymenidae
Exons: 1
Source: RefSeq, a predicted model, not a curated record
AUGAUAUUAAAAAUUUCCAUUUUUCGAGAGCAAUUUCAGUUAAAAAAUAAUUAGAAAAGUGUAAUAAGGAAUAAAACUAAGUUGCCAUUUAAUAAAAUGAAGAUUUAUUUAAAAAUACUAUAGUUUAAGUAAAAUGCUAUAUAGAAAAAAGUCAGCAACUUAGUAUCGAUCAACUAAAAUAUCUUGAUUAUUGCUUUUCAACUCUAGAUAUUUUAUCAGAUGUUGUCAUAAGACUUGUUUCUAGUAAUUCUUUGGGCUAAUAGGGUGCUCAAUGUCUGUUUAAAUCUAUAAGGUAAUUAAAAUGCUUAAGUUCUUUAUUAUUUUUUAUAGAAAAAGGAAACAAUAUAGGAACAGAAAGUGUUUAAGUUUUAGGUUAAAGCAUCAAAGAAUUAAAAAAUUUAAAUAGCUUAAAACUGUACUUUAACUCCUAAGGAAAUGAUAUUUAGUGGUAAGAAGGUUGCUAAAUAGUAGAAUCUUUCUAGUAUUUAAAAGAAAUCAAAUUAUUGGAGUACGAGAUAUUUGAUUGCUAAAAUUACACAGUUGAGGGAAUCAGGUUAUUUUUUGAUUCUGUAUCUAAUUUGA